UCCUUGGAUUACGGUAUUUCAGAAAGAGUUCUUCGAGAAGCUGAACAACUGACUGGUCUCGAACUGGUCGAAUAUAUCAACAGUGUUCAGAGCCUAUUCAAGACAAAGUUGUCACCUCGCUUUGCGCAGUAUCCAGAUGAAGUCAAGAAACGUCUCAUGGGAGUCAAGCACGUCGCCAUCCCAGACGAGUUCAGAGUAGACGAGAAGACCCACGACGAAAUCGAUGAUGCUGCUAUCCCUGACUCGUUCGAUGCCCGAACCAAAUGGCCUCAAUGCCCAUCUAUUCGUUCCAUUCGUGACCAGUCUUCAUGUGGCUCAUGCUGGGCAUUCGGAGCAGCUGAAGCAAUGACUGAUCGUAUAUGCAUUGCAUCGAACGGCAAGGAACAGUUCACGAUCUCUGCUGACGAUAUUCUCUCAUGCUGCGGAAUUAUCUGUGGCAAUGGAUGCGAAGGAGGUUACCCACUCCAGGCCUGGAAGUUCUGGGUAAAACACGGUGUCGUCACUGGAGGUAACUACACCUCAAAGGCCGGCUGCAAGCCUUAUCCAUUCCCACCAUGCGAGCACCACAACAAUGCCACCCACUACAAGCCAUGCCCAUCUGAUCUCGAACCCACGAACAAAUGCGAGCACAGUUGCCAAGCCGGUUAUUCAACGAGCUACACUGAUGACAAGCAUUUCGGAGCUACCGCCUAUGCCGUAUCAAAGAAGGUCACUGAUAUCCAAAAGGAAAUCAUGACCAAUGGUCCAGUGGAGGUGUCCUACAACGUCUACGAAGACUUCGAACACUACACUGGAGGAAUCUACGUGGUUCGUUAA
Messenger RNA from Haemonchus placei, 816 nucleotides. Lineage: Eukaryota; Metazoa; Nematoda; Chromadorea; Rhabditida; Trichostrongylidae. The record is from the annotation of a GenBank genome assembly.